CCUUGAACUCUCCGUCAUAUUCGAUAUCUCACUAAAUCUCAGGUCCUCGUUACUUUGUUUCAGUUGUUCACCUUUAAAAAAUGGAAUUCUUGGCACCCAAAGCUCAGCCAUAUUUCUCAGUCACCGACGAGAAGAUGAAUAAGAAGGCAGAAGAACACGGUGAAACGAACAAGGUUGUCACCAGCCAGCUUCAGAUAAGAUCCUCAGCACGGUCGUCCCGUGCAGCGCUGGAGAAAGAGGUUGUUCUUAGGCGGAUCCGCAACCACAAGUGCAAAAACAGGGUCAGGAGCGCUUUUCAGGCUUUGGUUGGCGGCGAUGUCCAAGCUCAAGACAAGUGGAUGGAACUGGGGGAUGCUUUCACUUGCCCUUGAA
Hibiscus syriacus is the source of this 372-nucleotide messenger RNA. RefSeq lists its product as uncharacterized. The transcript has a single exon. The record is from RefSeq and is a predicted model, not a curated record. Bases 81 to 371 code for a protein of 96 amino acids. Lineage: Eukaryota; Viridiplantae; Streptophyta; Magnoliopsida; Malvales; Malvaceae.